AUGCUCGCUGGAGGUCGUCCUCCAUCCUGGAAUGAGGCUGGCCUAGAUCCUGAUCUCCAUGCCACCACUGCCAUCGCUGCAUCACCUCCAGUUGAUCGACCACACCGAGCUGAUGAAUCGAGCACCAUGACGCUUGCAAAGAACCCGAUCGGCAAGAGCAAGUUCUCAUUCUGGCUGUACUCUACCUGGACCACACAGGUGCUGGACGAUCCUGAAUUGGAGAUCGAGAUCGCGACCUUCCUGGAGCCCUUGCCUUUGAAUUUGACUAUCACGAUCGCUUUGACAGCUUUGGCCUACAGUUGA
Molecule: messenger RNA, 303 nt
Organism: Durusdinium trenchii
Lineage: Eukaryota; Dinophyceae; Suessiales; Symbiodiniaceae
Source: the annotation of a GenBank genome assembly